AUGACUUAUAUAAUUAUAAUAAAAUAUCAAAAGUCUAAAUUUUACACAAUGAAUAACUUAAUAUCUCUAGCAGACACAAUGUUGGCUGCUGAUGAUCUGAUCUCAAAUAACAAUAAUGAGAUGAGAAAUAGUAGAACACAACCAAUAGUUAUUAAUAGGUUGCCUGCUAAUAAUUUGCAAAUUACACCAACCAAUUUGAUCCAAAAUCCACUACACCAAUUACAGUCUAAUCCACCAACAGGAACACCAUCUCAUUUGUUGAACAAUCCACCUAUAGGUGGAUUAGCUAAUCCAAUACCAUUCAAUCGACCAAUGGAAACACCAUCUAUCAGUUAUCCACCAAACCAAAUGCAAUUCUGUCAGCCUAUUAAUAGCAGAGUUACAACUCCAAACCAGUUACCUUCCAAUAGUCAAGCUCGAGGAGGUGUACCUUUAAACCAAAACAAUCGACCUUUUGUUCGACCAGCUACAACAACAACAACAACAACAACAACGGAGAAUGGUUGCUUUAGCCACUUUAGAGUUGUCGAGAAGGAGAAAAAAGAACAAGUUCGAAAGAGUUUCCAACUCAAAAAGUGUUUAGAGAGUUUCUAUGAAAGAGCUAGCAGUAGAUACAGAUGCAGGUUGUGUACUGAACAUACAAGGCUUUUUAUAAGUAUAUACACAGUAGAGAGACACAUAGAGGAUGAGCACAAAGCAAUAGUUGAUGAUACGAUGGCAAAUAUAUGCUUUGUUGAGACCCUUGCAGGAUCUCAGCGCAACCGAGAUGGAGUUAAGAUGAAGAGAUGCGAUCAUCUUAAUUGUGGAAUGUUGGUCGAUGAACCAAACUUUAGUCAACACUAUAGUUCCAAUCACCAUUGUCAUCGACCAGAUGAGAAAUCAAAUUGCGUUAGAUGUAAAGCGGUCGAGAGGAAAGCUGAAAAGCAAACUAUUGAGGAACUAUUGAAUAUGAGUGCAACAACGGUUAAGUAUACUUACAAUAAUCUAUUAGAUAUAUCUGUGCGUGACAUGGCAAGAACCAAGCUAGUUUAUCAAAUUCCAGAUGAAAAAUGGAAAGACUAUUGCAUUGAAAUGAAAUGCGAUACGAAAUACUAUUCACUUACUAGAAUAAAGAAGUACAUUAAAGAGAUUAGUUCGAAAUACAUGAAGGAGUUAUCACAAUCUGAGGUGGGAACUUACCUGUCACUUCAAAACAGCUUGGCAUUGGUCAUAGAAAUGGAUAUACAAAGAGGUUACGACACAGGCGAAACAGUAUCAAUGGAAGUCAAAGGUGAGAUGAAGGAUGUAACACCAAAGCUAUUUAGGAUUGGUUUGGAUAACGCCAAAAUGAAUAAGAACAACAAGUUCUCCCAAGAGAUUGGUGUGCUGCAAUCAAUAUCCAUAAAUAAGCCAGUUCCUGUUCUCAAAUCUCCCAACGAUGGUCUAAUGUUUCUUGUUUAUCUUGGUGACGAAACCUUCUCUGAACUGAAACAACAGUUAGCUAAAUUAAAUCAGGAAAUUAAAGAAUUAGAAUCAAAUAAUAAUAUAUUCAUUUAUAAAGAUAGAUAUUACCAAAUAGACUUACUCUACACAUUCGAUUUGAAAUGUUGGCUCACGGUGAUGGGUCUUGGUGGUCUAUUUCAUUGGAACUCGACAUUCAGGUGUCCUACUUGCUUAGGUACUGGUUCAUCUGGAAAAGUGGAUCCUGACACUCAAGAGAAGAUCGACCAUUCUACAAUUGGGAAUGUUGCUGGAUUCUUUGAGCCACGCACUAGAGAGCUUAUGAGGAAGGAAGGGCAGAGAGUCAAGGAUAAGCUAGAAAAGUCUAAAGCCAAAAACCCAAAGGUCGAAAUGAAGAGCUUCUCUGGUUUGGCUGCAGAACCGAGUCUUGACAUUGAUCCAACUAAAGUUCCACCAGACACGUUACACAUGAUCAUGUCCAUUGUUAAGACUGUUUUUAAACCGAUACUACUGCUAUGUGACACCAAUGAAACCUUACGUAAAGACAUCGAAGACUUCCUCAAGUGUAAGGCUAAACUGACAUUGAUAACGGUCUCACCAGGUACACUCUUGCAUGGACAGCCUUAUACAUUCUAUGACCGAUUCAAACAGUCAGCUGUUAACUAUAUGGAAUAUAUAAAUAUCUUGAUCAAUCAAGAUAUUCUUAUUAAGACCUUGUCGAAUCAUUCUGUAUAUAAUAAUGAUAAGUUAGAAUUGAUAAAGAAAUAUUGGAAACAACUUCAUUGCUUAAUAUCUUGCAUGAUAUCUGAUGAACCUGUCAAAGAAUAUCAAUGGAGAUAUAUGUCAUCACAAUUUGGUUCCAAUUUAAUUCUUGCUGAUAUUAAGAUAUCGACCUAUAUGCAUAUUUUCAUUGUACAUGUUGGAUUUUUUUUGGAGAGAUAUGGCAACUUGGAGAGAUUCGCUACAUUUUGUAUAGAGUAUCUCCACAAACCACAACAACAAGAGCAACAACAAGAACAACAAGAACAACUACAAGAGCAACAAGAACAACAAGAACAGCAUCUAUCAACCUCAUUUCCACCACCAAUAGUAAGAGAUGUCAGAGAAUCUAAAAGAAGAAAGAUGUUUGAUGAUAGAAUAGAAAAACUAAGACAAAUGAUACAGCAACAAUCAUCAACAUUAAUGCAACAAAAUGUAGAUGCUUUACAAAGAGUGCUUGAAGAACAAGAAAAACAACAACAACUAUCAGAAGCAAAAAAAAUAACAAAAGAUCUAACAUAUCAACUAAUUGAACGAUCUAUCAACAUGUUUUUCAUCAACAACGAGGAAAAUAGUGGUAACGUUAAUGAAAGUGAUCAUGCUGCACUGAGACGUCAAUGGGAAGAGUUGAGAAAGAUAGAGAAAGAUAGACAGCGAAAUCAACAUUUCAAUGUGUCCAAUUUUAAUUUAAAUAGUUUAUUUGGAAUAGAGUCAAUUGAAGUUGCUCCAACAGAUUUCAACUGUAAACCAAAGUUUCUUUUAAAAAAAGAUAAUACAUAUAGAGUUGCAUUCAAAGAUGAAGUAAUUGCUAACUAUUACAGUGUUGAUUAUAUUACAAGACAAAGUGCAACAGAAAGUAUAUCGAAUGAUAGAAUGGUAGAAGGUAGAUAUCAGUUCAGCCGAAGGCCAGCUGAGAUCACAAUAAUCCAAAAUUAUCAACUUGGCCAAAGAGGCUUGGAAGAUUAA
Heterostelium album PN500 is the source of this 3165-nucleotide messenger RNA. RefSeq lists its product as uncharacterized. The record is from RefSeq and is a predicted model, not a curated record. The transcript is spliced from 8 exons. NCBI's taxonomy places the organism in Eukaryota, Evosea, Eumycetozoa, Acytosteliales, Acytosteliaceae. The coding region runs from base 1 to 3165 and encodes 1054 amino acids.